Epithele typhae is the source of this 3048-nucleotide messenger RNA. RefSeq names its product Pkinase-domain-containing protein. The record is from RefSeq and is a predicted model, not a curated record. Gene Ontology annotation, cellular component: cytoplasm; nucleus. Gene Ontology annotation, biological process: protein phosphorylation; intracellular signal transduction. The transcript has 6 exons. Gene Ontology annotation, molecular function: ATP binding; protein serine/threonine kinase activity. NCBI's taxonomy places the organism in Eukaryota, Fungi, Basidiomycota, Agaricomycetes, Polyporales, Epitheliaceae. Bases 1 to 3048 code for a protein of 1015 amino acids.
AUGCACAAUGGCCACCCCUUCCCCCCGCAGCCCCGCCAUCCCCCGCCCCAGCACCAGCCGGCCCCACCCCCGGCCAACAGCCAUCGCACACAGGCGCCGGGUACGAAGGAGCGCAUCACCGUCCAGGCGAUCCCCUCCGUCACCGUGCAAAACAACGAGCUUGUCGUCGGCGACGCCCAGAGCAGCUCCACACGAUCAUACACACCGCUCAAGAUUGUUGGCGACGGCUCCUUUGGCACCGUCUGGCUCUGCGAUUGGCAUGGGACGCUACCGCCCAAUACACCGAUGUCCGCCAUGCAGUGUGGCCGUGGCGCGCGACCCGAGUACGCCGGGAAGAGGCUGGUGGCCGUCAAGAGGAUGAAGAAGCAGUGGGAGGGAGGAUGGGACGAAUGCAAGAAGCUCAAAGAGCUCGAGUCGUUGCGCGCGAUCCCCUACCACCCCAACAUCAUCCCGCUCUACGACUUCUUUCUCCUCCCCGACACGAAGGAGCUCUACUUCGUGUUCGAGUCAAUGGAGGGCAACCUGUACCAGCUCAUCAAGACCCGGAAAGGGAAACCGCUAGCAGGAGGUCUCGUCUCUUCUAUCUUCCGGCAGGUUGUGGAGGGCUUGCACCACAUACACGAGUCUGGCUACUUUCACCGCGACAUGAAGCCGGAAAACCUCCUCGUCACCACCACUGGCCUGUACGACUACCGUCCGAGUGACGUCGUGGUCAUCGUCAAGCUGGCGGAUUUUGGUUUGGCCAGGGAGACCGCCAGCAAGCCCCCGUAUACGGAAUACGUUUCAACCAGGUGGUAUCGUGCACCCGAGGUCCUCCUCAAAAGCAGGGACUACUCAAACCCGGUGGACAUGUGGGCGCUCGGGACCAUUAUGGCCGAGCUGGUCAAUCUGCGACCUCUUUUUCCUGGGCAAGGUGAAGUUGACCAAGUCGCGAGGAUUUGCGAGCUUCUCGGAGACCCGUGCAGGGACUAUGGACGCGAUGCACGAGGGAUGCCCGUUGGAGGGGGACAGUGGCCACGAGGUGUCAAGAUGGCGCGGGCAGUGGGCUUCUCGUUCCCUGAGAUCCCACCCAAAGACUUCUAUUCUCUCUUCGACCGUCACGUUCCUAUCGAACUUGUCAACUGCAUUGCUGACUUGCUCAAGUAUGAUCCUGACAUACGCCUCACCAGCAAGCAGUGUCUCGAACAUCCCUACCUCCUCAGGACUUCGCCGCUUAACAACCCGCCUGGCCCGCCGAUGUCGACGACUGCGGUCUCCAACGGCCAUCUGGCUGUGCACACCUCUGAGCGCAACGGGGUGUCUCCAGUGCGCUCUCUCCCCUCGGUCUCACCUCGGAGCCUCCCUCCCUCCCAUUCCCACCAUUCGGGAUCUGGAAGGCCGGAGUUCGAGCCGUUGCCGCCCGCAGCGACCGUCCAGAUUCCCGACGUCUCGGCGUCUCACCGCACAGCCUUCUACGACUCGCCCUCCUCUCGGACGGAAUACUCGGACUCGAGUAGGCCAUAUCCUCACGAAGGCUUACACGUUCGGCUGCCACCAGGUCGUUCGCGCACCCCUUCAGAACAGUCCCAGGGAUGGCCUUCGUACGCGUCGGCGUCGGACUCGCAUUGGGACCCUAUGGAGAUCUCCCCUCAGGUCGAGAUCCCUGCCAAUGGCUACCAAGCCAUGGACGUGCAAACGUCCCCUAUGGCCCGCGAGCAUCCUCAGCGACCACACAUCGACGAUGCGGAGAUUCAAGAAGUCCCCCAUCAUCAGCCAGGGAAGCUGGGCAAGUUCAGUUUCGGGAAGAAGAGCAGCAAGUGGGGUUUGGCGCAGAUGUUUGGCAGUCACGGGGAGAAACCUUCCCAUGCGCUCGCCCCUGUGCAAGAGAAUCCCAUCAACUCGAACAGCUCGACCCCCUCUCUCAAGCGCACUCAGUCUUCCAGCACGGACAGUCGCUCCUUGUCCGAGCUCUCUCCCGCCCAGGAGGUCCCCCGCAUCAUCCUGGACCCCAAGCAGCGGAAGAAAGAGGCAGCGAGGAUCCAGCGCGACGCGGAAAAGCAGCGACGUUUGCUCGCGGAGAAGAUGCAGAAAGAGCAGGCGCGUGCCGUCUUGGAGAAGCACAAGCGACUUCGGGACCAAGUGGCGGCUACGGAGGAAGUCGAGUGGAGCAGUACGGUGGCGAUGUUGGGAGGCAAGUCUCAUGUGCCGCAUCCUGCAGCGACCGGGCCCAUUCGACAAACGCAAAGUCACGGCGUGUCCUCCGUCGACGUCGCGGGUGGCAACUUCUCCGGCUACGGUCAUUCAGACAACCAUCACCGUGAAUGGCGGCGCGAUGAGCGACUUCCCAAAGCGCGAAGGAGAGAUUUCGACGACGACCAUUCCAUGUCCUCGAACGACCUUACCAGCGCGGUCUCGGUCAUCUCGUUCGCGACGGUGGACAGCGAUCCUGGCCCGAACCGACUACGACACCGCCCGAGUGCGAUGGGGAUCAGUCGGAUGACGUCCAUGUCUUCCCUGGGGACAACGCUCUCGGACGACUUCGCGCCUAGCGGGCGAUCCUCCAACUCGAUCGCGAUGGAGCAGCAGUUCGCGAACGACUUCAACCUGCGCGCAUCGGUGGAUUCCUCGUCGAUUUCGGACGGCGGUUCUCCUGUUCCACCGCCCAUGCACAUGCUGUCAUUGUCGUCGCCAAUACCAUGGGCACCGCACGAGAACCGAAGCGGGUCGACACUGGACAGGGAUGGCACGCGAGGAGGGCGAGAGGUAGAGCGACCGACAUUGAUCAUCCCUCCCCAACCCAGACACCCGAACGGCUUCCAGCCAGCAGGGUCUCUGAGUCCGUACGAGUCGCGGUCUGCAGGGAACGGGAGCUACCCCUCAAGCCCUGGUAUGGCACCGAAGUCCGCGAUCAAUCCCAUGUUCAAGGUGCCUCCAUUAGCGACUCUGCAGACGCGACCAGGGUCACUACCCCCUUUCGCACAGCUCGAGGCCGUCGCAGAAGGCGAGUACCCACCUCUGUCGCCAAUGUCGUUCACAUCACCGGACGACAUUGCAAGCGAUUUCGGAUGA